GCUGCGUCUCCCUUUCCACCUGUGCCCAGGAGCAUGGGGAACUGAGCCCAGAGAGAGCUCUUCUUCAGUGCUGUCCCUCUGAACCCAAGUGGAUGGGAGUGAGAUUUGAGGGCAUGCCCUGCCACCUCCCGAGGGUAAGGCCGGUGCUAACCCACUGCCUUGCCUGAGCUGUCUCAGCAGCUGUUAGAGGCCAGGCCAGAACUGUACCACACUCCGCAUUCCAGGACCCAGAGGCUGAGAAGCCGAACCUCUGGAGGCUUGAGGAGGCUGUGCUGGGCAGGAAGGGAAUGAAGCGGGAGAACCUCAAAGUCCAGCCAGCUAGGGACUGACACCAAUAGAUGAGUGAGGAGCUGGCUGAAAAGGGGACGAGAUGAAGACGGAGACAGCACUGCGCUCAGCCCUGGGCUCUGAUAGUGGCCUGCACACCUAUGACCUCGUGGUUGUGGUCAUCUACUUUGUCUUCGUCAUUGCCGUGGGGAUCUGGGCAUCAAUCCGUGCAAGCCGAGGGACCAUUGGUGGCUAUUUCCUGGCAGGCAGGUCCAUGAGUUGGUGGCCGAUUGGCGCAUCGCUGAUGUCCAGCAACGUGGGCAGUGGCUUGUUCAUUGGCCUGGCUGGCACAGGGGCUGCCGGGGGCCUUGCUGUGGGCGGCUUCGAGUGGAACGCAACCUUCCUGCUUGUGGCCCUUGGCUGGAUCUUUGUCCCUGUGUACAUUGCAGCUGGUGUGGUCACUAUGCCAGAGUACCUGAAGAAGCGAUUUGGCGGCCAAAGAAUCCAGGUGUACAUGUCUGUGCUGUCUCUCAUCCUCUACAUCUUCACCAAGAUAUCGACUGACAUCUUCUCUGGAGCCCUCUUCAUCCAGAUGGCUUUGGGCUGGAACCUCUACCUCUCCACAGCUAUCCUGCUGGUGGUGACAGCCAUCUACACCAUCACAGGGGGUCUCAUGGCCGUGAUCUACACAGACGCUCUGCAGACGGUGAUCAUGGUCGGGGGAGCCCUGGUCCUCAUGUUUCUAGGCUUUCAGAAGGUGGGCUGGUACCCGGGCCUGCAGCAGCUAUAUAGGCAGGCCUUCCCUAAUGCCACAGUCCCCAAUACCACUUGUCACCUUCCACGCCCAGAUGCCUUCCACCUGCUUCGUGAUCCUGUGAGCGGGGAUAUCCCUUGGCCAGGGCUCAUUUUUGGGCUCACAGUACUGGCCACCUGGUGUUGGUGCACAGAUCAGGUCAUCGUGCAGAGGUCUCUGUCUGCCAAAAAUCUGUCCCAUGCCAAGGGAGGCUCGGUGCUGGGGGGGUACCUGAAGCUCCUCCCUAUGUUCUUCAUUGUCAUGCCGGGCAUGAUCAGCAGGGCACUGUACCCAGAUGAGGUUGGCUGUGUGGAUCCUGAGGUCUGCCAAAGAGUCUGUGGGGUCCGAGUGGGGUGCUCCAACAUCGCCUAUCCCAAGCUGGUCAUGGCUCUCAUGCCCAUUGGUCUGCGGGGCCUGAUGAUCGCGGUGAUCAUGGCUGCGCUCAUGAGCUCCCUCACCUCCAUCUUCAACAGCAGCAGCACGCUAUUCACGAUCGACGUGUGGCAGCGCUUCCGCCGGAGGGCCACCGAGCAGGAGCUGAUGGUGGUGGGCAGAGUGUUCGUGGUGUUCCUGGUGGGCGUCAGCAUUCUCUGGAUCCCCAUCAUCCAGAGCUCCAGCAGUGGGCAGCUCUUCGACUACAUCCAGUCUGUCACUAGCUACCUGGCGCCGCCCAUCACUGCCCUCUUCCUGCUGGCCAUCUUCUGCAGGAGGAUCACGGAGCCUGGAGCCUUUUGGGGCCUCAUGUUUGGCCUAGGAGUGGGCCUUCUACGAAUGAUCCUGGAGUUUUCAUACCCAGCCCCAGCUUGUGGAGAGGUGGACCGAAGACCAGCUGUGCUGAAGGACUUCCACUAUCUGUACUUUGCCCUCCUCCUGUGUGGGCUCACUGCCAUCGUCAUUGUCACCGUUAGCCUCUGUACAACACCCAUCCCUGAGGAGAAGCUCACUCGCCUGACCUGGUGGACACGGAAGUGCUCUGCCUGUCAGCUGGAGGAGGCCUGGGAGAGCCAGAGUGAGAAGGAGAGUGGGCCGGGGAGGUCUGAGAGGCCAGCCUGGGAGAGCCCCUCAGGACAGGUCACCACUGGGAACUGCAGCCAGGGCUCAGAGCAGCCCAGAGCCCCAUCCUCCUGCAGAUCUUGGGGAGAGCUGCUCUGGGGAUGGCUCUGUGGGCUCUCUGCAGCCCCAGGACCUGACCUGAGCCAAGCUGAGAAGGCUGCUCUGCAGGAGAAGCUGACCAGCCUCGAGGAGGAGCCGUUUUGGAGAAGAGUCUGCAACAUCAACGCCCUCCUCUUACUGACCAUCAACAUCUUCCUCUGGGGCUAUUUUGCAUGACUGAACUGGUCUGAUUUCUGCCAAGAUGAGCUAAACACAGCCCAAGCCCGGCCGCAUGCAGAGACAGGCUCUCUUGCUACCCUUCUCCAAACUGGAGCCCAAAGAAGCUGAGCAAGGAAGAGGUCCUGAGAUCAUUUAACCUGACACACUCCGUGAGUGAGCAUUCAAGGCCCAGAGACAGCACUGGGGCUGCCCAAGGCCAAAGACCAGCGUCAUCCUGUGUCUCCCAACCCCAGCUCCUGUUCCAUCAUCCUGCCUUACAUUCCUACCUCAAGGAUGGCUUCCACCUCUUCUUGAGUUUACUCAGGAAUCUUUACUAUAUAUAUGUCUUGAGGUUAGAAAAAUGAUAAAGAAAAGGAAAAAUUUGCAAAACUCAAAGUAUAUCUUUUUCCUCCAUAUCUUUCCUCCUCUUUCCUCACACUAGCUACCCAGACUCCCUGUCUCUAAUUUCCAGCCCCCAGUAAUCUUUCUGAAACAUGAAUCUACCAAGGACAGCCUUACAGUUCCAUUGGUGGCUCUACAGUCAGGGCUGCCUCGUCAACCAGAGUGAGGGGCUGAGGGAGGAGUUAAAGUAUGAUGGCAGAUGCUAUUUAGGCCAGUGAGCUUUUGGACAGUGAGCUUUUGGACUCGUGCACACUAUUCAAGUCUUUCCUCCUCCUACCUGCAAAAACCAAGUCUCCAUGGCCUUGGGGAACUUAAGAGUGCAGUUGGAGAGCCAUGGCUUGUUGAAAGCAAGAGGAAUCAAAGCCUUAAGAGUCAGCCCUACAGGGACAGCGGGGCAGCUUCAGAGCUACAGCAAGGGACUCUUCGCCUCUUUCUGCCUUCCAAGCCUCUGCCACCCUGGAAUACAAUGUAGCUCAUUUGAGUAUAUCUUGCCAGGAAGCCUUCCAAUGUCCCCAACUGGGUCAGGGUACCACCGCUGCUCCCACUGCCCCAUCGAUCAGCUUCUAUCAAGGCACUGGUCACACUAUCGAUCAUGUUGUUUCCCCCUCGAUGGUAUACUGCAAGGGACAGGCACCAACUCCUGUGUCCAACUUGACUCCCCCCCCCCCAAGUAAUAA
Octodon degus (degu) is the source of this 3450-nucleotide messenger RNA. RefSeq names its product solute carrier family 5 member 9 (gene Slc5a9). Gene Ontology annotation, molecular function: D-glucose:sodium symporter activity. Gene Ontology annotation, cellular component: plasma membrane. Gene Ontology annotation, biological process: transmembrane transport. Lineage: Eukaryota; Metazoa; Chordata; Mammalia; Rodentia; Octodontidae. The transcript is spliced from 15 exons. The record is from RefSeq and is a predicted model, not a curated record. The coding region runs from base 371 to 2389 and encodes 672 amino acids.